Messenger RNA from Lipotes vexillifer (Yangtze River dolphin), 279 nucleotides. It is a transcript of the gene CNPY1, whose product is annotated as canopy FGF signaling regulator 1. Gene Ontology annotation, cellular component: endoplasmic reticulum. Lineage: Eukaryota; Metazoa; Chordata; Mammalia; Artiodactyla; Lipotidae. The record is from RefSeq and is a predicted model, not a curated record.
AUGAAUGACUACAAGCUGGAAGAAGGCCCCGUGACUAAGGAGAAGACUUUCAAGAGAUUUGCUCCAAGGAAAGGAGACAAAAUAUACAAAGAACUUUUAAAAUUCUAUUUUUAUUCUGAUGCUUACAGACAUUUGAAAUUCUCGUGUGAAACUAUAAUGGAAAAGUACGAAGAUGAAAUAUUCUCACUUAUCGCCCAGGAGGCACACUACCUUGCUGACAAGCUGUGCAGUGAAGAAUCAGGUCUGUGUGAAACUUCUGCUAAUCACACUGAACUCUAG